Molecule: messenger RNA, 3504 nt
Organism: Seminavis robusta
Lineage: Eukaryota; Bacillariophyta; Bacillariophyceae; Naviculales; Naviculaceae
Source: the annotation of a GenBank genome assembly
AUGACACCCUUGCCUCACGAAGACAGUCCUCGACGACUGGAUUUUGGAAUCGUCCAGCACUGUGGCAGUCGACGAAAAGAGCUUCAGACGCUCCUGAGUUAUGUCAGCAAUCCCACAAUGGACGAUGGUACCAAUCGCCCUGCCAGCAUGUGGAUUGAAGCCGAGCCUGGAGUAGGCAAAUCAAAUCUGAUGGCGAAGUUUCGAGAUACCAUUACCACUGGUACCUGCAGCACUAGUAGUACCAUGACGAGUGAUGCUACCCAUGCCAAUACCUUGUUGGAGGCAGAUACUACUACGAAUGCUUGUGGUAAUACGAGUGAUAAUCAUCACUGCGUCCCCCCGAAUCUACCUCCCUGUGUCUGCGUCCAAGGCAAAUUUGAAGAACGAGCGGCCGCAUCCGAGCCGUUUGCCGCCUUUGGUGAAGCCAUGGGAGAGUUAGUACAAGUGUUAUUGGGAGAAUCGCCCGCCGCAUUGGAAGCUGCUUCCUGGGCCAAGGGGAUCCGGGAAGCUCUGGAUACCGAGUUGCCGUUAUUGCUAGGUAUUCUACCCAUUCUGAGGCCACUUACGGAUGGGAUUGGAAUGCGACAGGAAGAAUCCAAAACACAAGAAGAGGAGGAUCAAGAUAACCAUGAUGAUGAUGACGAUGAUCAGGAGGAUGCCUUUGGAGACUUUAGUUCCAGAGAAUGGCGGUUUGAACGAUUCCGAUUCGCCUUUCGAGGUCUGCUCCGGCAUGUCUGUCGCAGAUUACAAGAACGCAACAAUACCCAUCUAGUCCUUCUCCUGGACGAUUUGCAUUGGAUUGAUCCCGAUUCCUUGCAGAUUAUAAAGACACUGUUGGAAGAUAAACGGCGCCCACAAAACUUGCUAUUAGUGGCAGCCACCAGGCCCAUUGAUCAGUAUGAUAUUCUCCUCAAGUUCAGAGACGCUCUCUUGCGACAACAAGACGGACUCGACACUUCCAACAACACUAUUCAACCUCCACCUGCAGCCAACACAACAACACCCCUUCCCAAGUUGGUCAAAACCAUUGGAGUCACUCAUCUAUCCAUUGGAGAGAUUGAGGAAGUCCUUGUGGAGCUAUUGCAGCAGUGCUCCGGGACGACAGCGAGUAUUACCAACUUUGCAAAGCUGGUCAAGGACAAGACACAAGGCAACUUUUUUGUCGUCAUGCAGUUCUUGAGAUUACUCGAACGAUCACAUCACAUUGUCUUUGACAACGAACAGCAAAAGUGGACGUUCGACUUGGACAACAUUACCGCCGUCGAUUUCGUCUCGGAAAAUGUGUCCGAGAUGGUGGCACAGAAUAUCGAAGCAACCCAUGGACGACGCCGUUCCGCUCUCAUGGUCGCAGCGUCCUUUGGAGUCUCCCAAUUUGAUGUCUCUACCAUUGUGCAUGCCGUCACCGUCUUUGAAGAAUCCGAUGAAUCCAAAGAACCGGAUGACGAGCAGGAGGAAGAGGAAGAGAAUAUGCACGACUCCAUGUACGAGGAUCCCUAUGUUGUUUCACAACGCAUGAGUGACAUGAAGGAAGAAUUGUCUGAAGCGGCGUGUGAUGGAUUUGUAGAGGAAACUGCGCCGGGGCACUAUCGCUUUGCCCAUGAUCGGAUCCGUGAGUCGGCGUAUUCACUGUUGCCGUCGGGGGAUUCCAGAAAACAGGUCCAUUUACGAGUGGGCCGACAACUCCGAGGGUGGAUGGAUACGUCGUCGGAACUGGGUCUCACGCAAGGGUUUUCCAAAGAAUCCUUGUUGCUCCACGCGGCAAAACAGUCCAACCUCGGCGCCGAUCUCAUUGAUGAUGAAUGGGAGCUAUUGGACCUGGCGGAACUCAACUACCAAGCAGCCGAAUUGGCAGCACGAAAAGCCGCAUUCUACUCGGCCAUGGAGUACCUGCAGGUCGGAUUUUCUCAUCUGGGAGACGCAAAGAAAGCUUGGAGCAAUCACUAUGACCUGGCGCUCAAAUUCAACGUCGCCUUGGCCAGAAUGCAAUACUGCUGUGGUUUGCUCGACGAAAGCUGGGAAACUUCCGAGAUGGUCCUUCAACACGGCAAGAGCUUUCGUGACAAGAGUGGCAUGUACUUUUGUCGACUGCUAAGUCUGACGCAGCAAGAACGGGCAGACGACGCACUGAGCCUGGUUCUGGAUGUCCUGCAGAUGACGGGGAAACCAUUCCCACGCCGAUACUUGAUACUCCAUUGCAUUCGAGCAUACUUCAAAACGGCACGCUUCAUGAAGGAAACUCCUGUGGACUACUUUGUCAAUCUACCAAUUAGCAACGACGAGGACUUUCGGAUAUACGCUGCAUUCCUCGUGAAGUUGUUGGAGAUUUCAUAUUACGCUGGCUACUUGACUUACUUCUUCCUUGUGACGUGCAGAGGCCUCGAGUCGCUCGCCGAAGGGAAGGACCACAGCGUAUCAUCGUUUGACAUCAUGGGAUGGGCCAUGGUGGAAAUGUCAAUGGGAGACAUCAAGGCGGCAUCCCGUCAUUGUAAGCUUAUCGAAGCGCAAGUAGCAAAGCAUCGCCAAGCGUCACCUCUCAAUGCUGUCAGGGGAGACGUGGGCCUAUGCUCCUUUUUGCGCGUUUGGACGCAACCCAUCAGGAUUGACUUAACCUUACUGGAGGAAUCAUUCCGAAGCAUUUGGGUUUGCGGUGCUGUGGAUAUUGCUCUGUUGGAAUCCCCUCCGCUAUUUGCGCAGCUUUUUGCUUCCGGUGUUCCGCUUCCGAAGGUUGCUGGCUACUGUGACAAGUACGCUGAAGUAGCCGUUGAUUACAAGCAAAUGAUGUACUGGUACAUGAAUGCGCCAGUCUACCAAGCAGUGCUCAAUCUGCAAGGCAAUUCCGAAAACCCAUCGGUGCUGAAAGGGAACCAUAUUGCGGAAACGAAGGAAUCCUUUCUCGAAACUUGCACGAAGACUGCGAACAAACCCGCUAUCUUCCAGUUCCAGAUCUGGUCCGCUUGCAUUGCGUAUCACUUUCGAGACUAUCAACGAGCAAAGCGCUGCAUCAAGUCAAUGGGAAGCGAUCUUUUUGAAGACGGACCAAUAGUUUGGGUGCAGUAUCGUGUUUUCUAUACCGGGCUGGUCUAUUUUGCACUCUUCAAAGAGACCCGCAAGUCCAAGUACCGACGGCGAGCGUUGGCAGCACACCGCAAGCUCAAAGAUUGGGUUGCUCAGGGCGUUGUGAACUGCGAAUACAUGUGUCUACUUUUGGAAUCCGAGGACCUGUCUUCGGGCCGUAGUACGCAGCUCGCUCGCACCACUGCGGCUUACGAGGACGCCAUUCGCGUUGUGUCGGAAGCAGGCCUUUGCCACCAUCACGCCCUCGCCCAGGAGCUUGCUGGUGAUUUCCUUUAUUUGCAGGAUAAAGGGUCUUCUCCCGCCAAGCAGUAUCUGUCCGCAGCCGUGAAGCUCUAUGAGGAAUGGGGGGCAGCGGCCAAGGUUUCUGAUAUCAAGAAACGAUACACUAAUGUCGACUUGUCAGGCACCCAAGGAAAUGCCGUUCCAUAG